AUGACUAUGAAUAGGCAGUUCCAUAGUACGGUUUUGGCCCAAUUAGCUAAAGUGAGCCGUAAGGAGCUUCAGAAGAAUGCACCAAAGAAACCUGCGACAGUUUAUUCGUUGUUUAUCAAGAACAACUUUGCACUUCUCAAGCAGCAAAAUCCGGAGGCGGGUUUUGCGGAGGUAUCCAAGUUGGCUAAUGCUAGGUGGAAGGGCUUGACUGAUCUGCAGAAGAAGCCAUAUUAUGAUGAGGCUGCUCGGUUGAAGAGGGAGUACGAGGCGGUGAAGUCAGACUUUCAAAAGACGUUGCCACCCAAGAGGCCAGCUUCAGGGUAUAUUUUAUAUUCGAAUGAGGUGCGUCCGCUGGUUACCGCGCGGAAUCCUGGGUUGAAGCCAACAGAACUGGUGAAGUUAAUUUCUGAACAGUGGAAGUCUUUGCCAUUGUUUGAGAAGGACAAAUACAAUGCAGUUUACCAGAAGAACAUGGAUCAAUGGAAGGCUGUGAAUGGUUUGAAAUAG
This is a messenger RNA of Eremothecium cymbalariae DBVPG#7215, 507 nucleotides long. It is a transcript of the gene ABF2, whose product is annotated as DNA-binding protein ABF2. The coding region runs from base 1 to 507 and encodes 168 amino acids. The record is from RefSeq and is a predicted model, not a curated record. The transcript has a single exon. Lineage: Eukaryota; Fungi; Ascomycota; Saccharomycetes; Saccharomycetales; Saccharomycetaceae.